AACAGCCACAGUUCUGACACAUUCACCGCCGCAGUACCUAGUGGAACCCCGCUACAAGGACAUCCUGAAAUAAGGAGACUUCUCUACCUUUUAUUUACUUUGUGCAGGGAUGUCGGCAGCGGCUACAGUGGGGCAGGCUCCAGGAGCGGCUCAGCAGGACAUGUAUGACGAGGGCGUGGAGGAGCGGAUAGUGAACGAAGAGUACAAGAUAUGGAAGAAGAACACGCCGUUUCUCUACGACCUCGUCAUGACACAUGCCCUGGAGUGGCCGAGUCUGACAGCCCAGUGGCUCCCUGAAGUCACCAGACCCGAGGGGAAGGACUACUCCGUUCAUCGCCUCCUCCUUGGGACACACACAUCAGACGAGCAGAACCAUUUGGUGAUUGCUAGUGUCAAGUUACCAAACGACGACGCUCAAGUGGAUGCCACUCGCUACGACAGCGACCGUGCGGAAUACGGUGGGUUUGGAUCCGUGAGUGGAAAAAUUGAAAUCGACAUCAAGAUAAACCACGACGGAGAGGUGAACCGUGCCCGCUACAUGCCACAGAAUCCAUUCAUCAUCGGAACAAAGACUCCCUCGGCCGACGUCCUCGUCUUUGACUACUCCAAACACCCGUCAAGACCUGACAAUGUAGGGGAGGUGAAGCCAGAGCUGCGACUGAAGGGACACACAAAGGAGGGGUACGGCCUGUCGUGGAGCACCUCUCUCAAAGGUCACCUUCUGAGUGCUUCUGACGAUCACACUGUCUGUCUUUGGGACAUCACAACUGCCUCUAAGGAGCAGAACACGCUGGAUGCAAAGUCCGUCUACACCGGGCAUACUGCUGUUGUUGAGGACGUGGCAUGGCACCUCUUGCACGACAGUCUUUUUGGGUCAGUCAGUGACGACCAGAAACUAAUGAUUUGGGAUAUUCGUGCCACGGGCACAAAGAAGGCCUCACAUGUCGUGGAUGCCCACCAAGCAGAGGUGAACUGCCUGGCUUUCAAUCCGUACAGUGAGUAUAUCUUAGCCACCGGAUCCGCUGACAAGACUGUAGCACUGUGGGACCUGCGAAGUCUUAAGAUGAAACUCCACUCUUUUGAAUCACACAAAGACGAGAUUUUCCAGGUCCAGUGGUCGCCCCACAACGAGACUAUUCUAGCUUCCAGCGGCACCGAUCGUCGUCUCCACAUCUGGGACCUCAGCAAGAUUGGAGACGAACAGUCACCCGAGGACGCCGAAGACGGACCUCCCGAGCUGCUGUUCAUCCACGGAGGUCACACGGCAAAGAUAUCGGACUUCACUUGGAACCCAAACGAGGCGUGGGUGGUGUGCAGUGUUUCGGAAGACAAUAUUUUGCAAGUUUGGCAAAUGGCUGAGAACAUAUACAAUGAAGAGGAUCCGGACACACCAGCUGAUCAGUUAGAGGCACCUCCUCCUGCAGCUGCUACAGCGACAUAAUACCCCGCCUUUUUCCAUGGAAACCGACCCACACCCACAAUUCCACACAACUCGUGCUGAUUACAAACUCGCAUUAACCCUUCCAUUCGAAACACUAUUAUUCACUCUUGCAAAACACUCAUUUGUUGCCUAAAAAUGCAUAGGUUGAAUAUUAUUUUAAUUAUAUGCUUGUACACAAUGGAGUGACUCGUGCCCCAACAAAAACAACAACAACAGUUUCAAUACAAACAAUCUGACAAAACACUGAAAAUGAUUCUGCCGAUACAGUGCCAAACACUGAAACUGUUCAUACGACUGUUUCAACCUCCAGCAUUUUCUCGAGGUCUUUCACGCGGGUUUCGAGACGGUAGAGUUUCUCCGUUGCCUGAGACCGGUAGCGGUUCUCGAUCUCGGCCAUCUGAGCCUCGUACUGCCUCUCGACGGCUGCUAUCUUGGCCUCCGAGACCUGCAAGGUCACAGGAGCAUUAGCUUUUAAAGAUCAGAAAAUACAACAGGAGCGUUAGCAUAAUUGCUAAUAGGGCCCAAUUUAUUUUUCUUGUCGGGGUGGCAUACACCGAUUGU
Geodia barretti is the source of this 2002-nucleotide messenger RNA. The record is from the annotation of a GenBank genome assembly. Lineage: Eukaryota; Metazoa; Porifera; Demospongiae; Tetractinellida; Geodiidae.